UUGAAAUUUACCCAUAAUUAAGUCAAGUCAACUCUGGGGAUGAGUACUUUACAACAAAAACCUCACAGAGCAAAACAAAAUAAGAAACGUACGAAACAGAGCUGAAGGCUUUAGACUUUAAACCUUCCCUGAAUGCUAUAAUACCCCGACAAAGUUCAAUGGCUGGAGCUUAUUUAGCAUUGCUUCAAUUUCUCUUUGUACUUAUCACUCAAUUAUUAUGUGGAGCCAGCAGCCAACCAGAAUUUCAGGAUUAUUAUUGUAGCAACAGCAGCAACACAGCAAAUAGCACCUACCAGAACAACCUCAAUACCCUUUUAUCAAACCUCACUUCCAACAAACAAAUAGAUUAUGGCUUCUACAAUCUCUCUUAUGGUAGUUACCCAAAUACAAUAUAUGCAGUUGGGUUAUGCAGGGGAGAUGUUAUGCCAGACUUUUGCCGUGGCUGCCUCAAAAAUUCAUCAGUUCUGCUGCCACAGCUAUGUCCAAAUCAGAAGCAAGCUUUUGGGAUGUACGAUGAGUGCAUGUUAUCUUAUUCAGACACUUCCAUAGUAGGCAAUCGGGUGGAUCUUACUGUUACAGUCUACAUGUGGAACGUAAACUCUGCGAAAAGUUGGAAUCAGUAUAAUCAGGUCCUUACUGGUUUGCUGCGAAAUCUAAGUAGCAGAGCUGCAUCUGGUGACUCCAGUCUGAAGUUUGCUGCAGGAAAUGAAGAAGGACCUGACCUUCAACAUAUAUAUGCUGUUGUUCAGUGCACACCUAAUUUGAACGAGUCAGAAUGCAAUGCCUGCCUGCUUUGGGCCAUCUCAAAAAUUCCAGAUUGCUGUAAGGAUAGGCCAGGAGGUAGGGUUAUUACACCCAUUUGUAACUUUAGAUAUGAAAGUAGCCGCUUCUAUGCAAUUACAGCUGAUGUACCCUUAUCAGCUCCGUCACCGCUACCGUCUCCCCCUCUCCCUCCUCUGCUUACACCUCCAUCACUUCCAUCCACCAACACAACAUCUUCAUCACCUCCUCCAUAUGCAGAUACAACAUCCUCAGAAGGAAAGAAAUCACAAACUGUCAUUGCCAUUGUUGUGCCAACUUCUGCAUUUGUUGUGUUGCUUAUCUGUGUUUGGAUUUGUGUGAGAGUGAGAAACCAAGGAAGAAAAUUACCAAGUGAGAUUGACGCUGAUGAUUCAAUUGACGUCACUGAGUCAAUACAGUUCGAAUUUGACACCAUCAAAGUUGCUACAAAUAACUUCUCUGAUGAAAACAAGCUUGGACAAGGAGGAUUUGGACCAGUUUACGAGGGCAAGCUCUCCAGUGGAAAAGAGGUUGCUGUAAAAAGGUUGUCUACGAAUUCUGGGCAAGGGGACGUUGAAUUUAAGAAUGAAGUACAAGUAAUGGUCAAGCUUCAACACCGAAAUUUGGUUAGACUCCUCGGUUUUUGUUUGAAAGAAAAGGAACGGCUUCUAGUAUAUGAGCUUCUUCCUAAUAAAAGUCUUGAUCACUUUAUAUUUGAUCCAAUUAGACGUGCACAAUUGAGAUGGGAAACACGCUAUAAAAUUAUAGAAGGAAUUGCUCGAGGCCUUCUUUACCUUCAUGAAGAAUCUCAACAACGAAUUAUUCAUCGUGACCUUAAAGCAAGUAAUAUUCUCUUAGAUACGGAGAUGAAUCUUAAAAUAUCAGAUUUUGGUAUCGCAAGACUAGUUAUUAUUGAUCAAACCCAAGCCAAUACAAAUAGAGUUGUGGGGACCUAUGGGUAUAUGGCACCAGAGUAUGCAAGACAUGGGAGAUUCUCAACAAAGUCCGAUGUUUUUAGUUUUGGUGUACUAAUUCUAGAGAUUGUGAGUGGCCAGAAGAAUGGUGGCAUUCAUAACAUGGAGAAUGUAGAGCAUCUACCAAGUUUGGCAUGGAAAAGCUGGAGGAAAGGGAUAGCCUCUAAGAUUAUAGAUCCCAUGUUAAAAAGUGGUUCAAGAAAUGAAAUAAUGAGAUGCCUUCACAUUGGUUUACUGUGUGUUCAAGAAAAAGCUGCUGAGAGACCACCCCUGGCUUCCCUUGUGCUUAUGCUGAGCAGCCACUCUUUCUCACUUCACGAACCCAUGAAACCUGCAUUUUUUAUGAAUGACACAAGUUUAUCAGACAGACAAUCUGGGGAUUACAGAUAUAAUAAAUCUGCAAAAUCAUUAUCAAUAAAUGAGGCUUCAAUAACUGAUAUAUAUCCCCGUUCAAUGGCCAGAGCUUAUUUAGCAUUGCUUCAAUUUCUCUGUGUUCUUAUCACUCAAUUUUUAUAUGAAGCCAUCAGCCAGCCAGAAUUACGAUACCAUUAUUGCAGCAGCAGCAAAACAGCAAGUAGCACCUACCAGACCAACCUCAAUACCCUUUUAUCAAACCUCACUUCCAACAAACAAAUAGAUUAUGGCUUCUACAAUCUCUCUUAUGGUAGUUACCCAAAUACAAUAUAUGCAGUUGGGUUAUGCAGGGGAGAUGUUAUGCCAGAACUUUGCCGUAGCUGCCUCAAAAAUUCAUCAGUUCUGCUGCCACAGCUAUGUCCAAAUCAGAAGCAAGCUUUUGGGAUGUACGAUGAGUGCAUGUUAUCUUAUUCAGACACUUCCAUACUAGGCAAUCGGGUGGAUCCUAUUGUUACAGUCUACAUGUGGAACGUAAACUUUGCAAAAAGUUGGAAUCAGUAUAAUCAGGUCCUUACUGGUUUGCUGCGAAAUCUAAGUAGCAGAGCUGCAUCUGGUGACUCCAGUCUGAAGUUUGCUGCAGGAAAUGAAGAAGGACCUGACCUUCAAAAUAUAUAUGCUGUUGUUCAGUGCACACCUAAUCUGAACGAGUCAGAAUGCAAUAACUGCUUGCUUUGGGCCAUCUCACAGAUUCCAGUUUGCUGUAAUGACAGGCCGGGUGGUAGGGUUGUUACACCCAUUUGUAACUUUAGAUAUGAAAGUAGCCGCUUCUAUGCAAUUACAGCUGAUGUACCUUUAUCAGCUCCGUCACCACUAUUGUCUCCCCCUCCCCCUCCUCUGCUUACGCCUCCAUCACUUCCAUCCACCAACACAACAUCUUCAUCACCUCCUCCAUAUGCAGAUACAACAUCCUCAGAAGGAAAGGAAUCACAAACCAUCAUUGCCAUUGUUGUGCCAACUUCUGCAUUGGUUGGGUUGCUUAUCUGUGUUUGGAUCUGUGUAAGAGUGAGAAGGCAAGGAAGGAAAUUUCCAAGUGAGAUUGGGGAUCAUGAUUCAAUUGAUGUUACUGAGUCAAUACAAUUCGAAUUUGACACCAUCAAAGUUGCUACAAAUAACUUCUCUGAUGAAAACAAGCUUGGACAAGGAGGAUUUGGACCAGUUUACAAGGGCAAACUCUCCAGUGGAAAAGAGAUUGCAGUAAAAAGGUUGGCUGGGGAUUCUGGGCAAGGAGACAUUGAAUUUAAGAAUGAAGUGCAAGUAAUGGUCAGGCUUCAACACCGAAAUUUGGUUAGACUCCUCGGUUUUUGUUUGAAACAAAAGGAACGGCUUCUCGUAUAUGAGCUUCUUCCUAAUAAAAGUCUUGAUCACUUUAUAUUUGAUCCAAUUAGACGUGCACAAUUGAGAUGGGAAACACGCUAUAAAAUUAUAGAAGGAAUUGCUCGAGGCCUUCUUUACCUUCAUGAAGAAUCUCAACAACGAAUUAUUCACCGUGACCUUAAAGCAAGUAAUAUUCUCUUAGAUAUGGAGAUGAAUCCUAAAAUAUCAGAUUUUGGUAUGGCAAGACUAGUUAUUAUUGAUCAAACCCAAGCCAAUACAAACAGAGUUGUGGGGACCUAUGGGUAUAUGGCACCAGAGUAUGCAAGACAUGGGAGAUUCUCAACAAAGUCCGAUGUUUUUAGUUUUGGUGUACUAAUUCUAGAGAUUGUGAGUGGCCAGAAGAAUGGUGGCAUUCAUAACAUGGAGAAUGUAGAGCAUCUACCAAGUUUGGCAUGGAAAAGCUGGAGGAAAGGGAUAGCCUCUAACAUUAUAGAUCCCACGUUAAAAGAUGGUUCAAGAAAUGAAAUAAUGAGAUGCCUUCAGAUUGGUUUACUGUGUGUUCAAGAAAAAGCUGCUGACAGACCAACCUUGGCUUCCCUUGUGCUUAUGCUUAGCAGCCACUCUUUCUCACUUCAAGAACCCAUGAAACCUGCAUUUUUCAUGAAUGACAUAAGUUUAUCAGGCGGACAAUCCGGGGAUUACAGAUAUAGUAAAUCUUCAAAAUCAUUAUCGGUAAAUGAGGCCUCAAUAACUGAUAUAUAUCCUCGUUAAUUUGAGUUGUAGAGGUGAUACUCUCAAUCAUAAUUGCUGCCAAUAUAACUGAGUGCCUUAAAUUUUUUUUUUUCCAAAGAGAACGAUAGAGUUUUUAAAAUUGCAUAAACAGGAAAGGAUGCAGUGUAUUUUAGUUCAAAAGUUCUCUGUAUUGUAAGUAGAGAAUUUCAUAUCAUGGGAACAAUGCGGAUAAAAACAGCGUUGAUUCUGAUUAUUCAAGGUUAGUUGGCUUGCAGAAAUUGUCGCUUUUUGUAUGAAUGCUCAUGCUUAAUAGAAUCUCACUUGUUUCAAGCAUUAGUUUUCAA
Messenger RNA from Neltuma alba, 4558 nucleotides. RefSeq lists its product as uncharacterized. Gene Ontology annotation, cellular component: plasma membrane. The transcript is spliced from 14 exons. Gene Ontology annotation, biological process: protein phosphorylation. The record is from RefSeq and is a predicted model, not a curated record. The coding region runs from base 159 to 4253 and encodes 1364 amino acids. NCBI's taxonomy places the organism in Eukaryota, Viridiplantae, Streptophyta, Magnoliopsida, Fabales, Fabaceae. Gene Ontology annotation, molecular function: protein serine/threonine kinase activity; ATP binding.